Molecule: messenger RNA, 1816 nt
Organism: Anopheles merus
Lineage: Eukaryota; Metazoa; Arthropoda; Insecta; Diptera; Culicidae
Product: ELMO domain-containing protein 2
Exons: 3
Coding region: 360-1331 (323 amino acids)
Molecular function (GO): GTPase activator activity
Source: RefSeq, a predicted model, not a curated record
GUCACAAAUUUGCAACGGGGUGGGGAUUGUUUUCCUGCCGUUCCUUUUCGGGAAUUUAUUCGUAAACAUUGCACGGUGCACUCGACGGUACGAUCACGAACGUACGCAACACGCCGGGAGCAUGCGCUGAUGUUCCUGUGGCAACCUGUUUGGACCGUGGACGAGUUUGCAACAAGAAACCAUCACCCAAAGCGCCAUGGAUUGUAGAGUGUAGAAAGCUGUAGUGUAUCACGAAUUUAGAGGAAGCGCUAGCGACAGCAAGCACCCAUCCACACAACAAUCCGUUCCGUUCGGAUACAAUCACAGCACAACAUCGAACUGCCAGCCUCCCUUACCCAAACACUUGCCCCCCAAAAACAAUGCUACCUCCAGCAACAACCGAGCCGAAGAUGAUAUUCCGCGUGUUUAGCUUUUUCUACUUCCUAUCCCGUCCACUGCUCAAGUGGUUCCUGCACCGGUUCACCAAUCUGUGCGAGCUGCAGCGCAUCUGCUACGGUUGCCCGCCGGGCGCAACGCGCACGAAAAAGGUCCAAAUGUCGCUGGAGCUGUCCCGCCGUCUGCCGAUCAAGAAGCUGCUCCACAUCCUGAACGAGCUGGUCGCCAACGAUGUGGAGGACACGUUUCUGCGGCGCGAAAUUCAAACGCGCGCCGUCGGCACGGUGCUGCAGGUGAAGAAGAUCAACCCGAAGGUGCACAUCGACUUCCCGCGCUCGUUCGGUACGUGCGCGGAGCGGAUAUGGGGCUACAAGCGGCUGUACUUUAUGGUGGAGAAGCUGCGCGCCACCCAGUACGACAGCGAGGAGCCGGAGCACGAGGCCAAGCUGAUGAUGCUGUGGAAGUUGCUGGUGGGCGAUGAGAUGCAGCUAACCGGCCGCAUCACCGACCAGUGGCAGCACAUUGGCUUUCAGGGAGACGAUCCUUCGACCGACUUUCGGGGCAUGGGUGUGCUCGGACUGGACAAUCUACUCUUUCUCGCACAGAACUACAACGGCACCGCCCGCCACCUGCUGUCCCACUCGCACCAUCCAAAGCACGGGUACUUUUUCGCGAUCGUCGGUAUCAAUCUUACCUCGAUGGCGUACCACCUGCUAAAGGCCGGUUCGGCCCGCACACACUUUUACAACCAUCCGCAGCAGCACCUGACGGUGGACACGUUCCACCAGUUCUACUGCUAUCUGUUCUACGAGUUCGACCGGUACUGGGUCGAGUGUAAGCCAAAGAACAUUAUGGACUUUAACCACAUCCAGCGACGGUUCGAGGAGAACAUUGUGAAGCUGCUUGCCAACGAUGGGUGCUACUUUAAGAUGAACCUUUCGGUAGAGGACGUUUAACGUCGUCUCCUCCUUGUCUCUAUACACAAUCACACACCAACACAAACACACACACACACACACACACACACACACACACACCCAUUUUCCCGUAUUCCGCUUCCGCGCAAUUGAAAUGCCUCUUUACCUUUUCCCCCGGGGUUAUCUUUUGGUGACCCGGUAUCACAGUGUUAUUAUUAGUGUAACUUUUUUCCGGGGUCCUCUUACACGGUUUGUUGUGUGGUAGUAUUAGUUUUGCUUUUUUCCGGUUUUUCCUCAAUUGUGAUACACAAGUGUUUGCGCACAACACACACACACACACACACAAUAUAGACACAGAUGCAUACGGACACGCAAACGCUGAUCAGCUGACGACAAAGUAGGCGAAGAAGAAGAAAUUGGAAAAGAAUUGUGGAGUAAUGAGAAGAAACACAUACAGACACACACACAUACACACCGCAAGUGCAAUCUAGUGAGAGAAUAAAGUAAAGCUUUUUUAGAAUUAA